GACGUCUUUUAACUAAGAUGUUCUCAAACCAUCUUCAAAAGAAAUUAACUACCCUUUCUACUCUAACCGAUCUUACAAUUUCGCUUGAUGGAUGGACGGAUAAUUCUGGAAACUCGCUAUACAGCUUUAUGGCGCUUAAAGAAAACCAAGAAAUUGUACUUGACAUUCUUGACUUAUUAGCGGAUCAUCACACAGGCAACUUUCUCAAAGAUAAAUUGAAAGAAGUUCUAUCUAUUAAUGGUAUUAAAAUACUAUCUAUUAUCGCCUGUGUUACUGAUAAUCCUUCAAACAUAGCUAAAGUUUGUAUGGGCGUGUCAGUUUACGAACAAGGCUUUCGAUACUGUCUUUCAUUAAGUGAAACAGCACGCCCUAAAUAUCCUGAAAUCGAAAAUAUAACAAUUAAAAAUAUUAUCAGUGAUAGAUACCAUUUUGCAAACAAUGAUGCUUUAACGAAAGUAAUCAAACCAAUUGUUGAUGCUAUUGGAAGGCUAGAAUCAAAUGAUUCUACUCUCGCUGAUAUCUUUAAAGAACUUAUCAACAUACAUCAACAAAUAUCCCAACUUGAAGUUCCUAUUAACGGACUUAAAGCCCAUGCUCUUGCUAUUAUCAGUAAACGUGCAAGAGAGUUUGAUAGCGACAUUUUUUUUAUCGCACUUUUUCUUUCUCCACCUCAUAAAUUUCUCGCAAUAUCCAGAAAAAUGAGUGGAGACAAAAUCAUACGGGCUUCGCUCGAACUUGCUAAAACCUGGAAUUUUAAAAAAAUAGAUACAAGUCUUUUAUUUAAAGAUCUGCUUAGUUAUAAAAAUAAUGACCCUCCUUUUGAUACACCUUUUAAAAGUUCUUCACAAUCUCUACGAUCAUACUGGUCUGAAUUCACUGGAAAUGCUCCCCUUUUACAUCGUUUUGCAAUGAAAGUUCUUGUUAUUGUUCUUCAUGGAGCUAGCUGUGAACGACUUUUUUCAUCGCUAGGGUUAAUAAAAUCAAAAAUAAGAAACAGGUUAACUCCUGAUAAUCUUUCUAUACUCGGUCAGCUUAGAAAUGAGCUUAAGAAAACCGUACAUAUAAAGGAAAAUUCUAAUAAAACUGUUACUGAAUUUUCAACUUACAAUAAGGCGAGACCAACUGGAUUCU
Molecule: messenger RNA, 1131 nt
Organism: Ambispora leptoticha
Lineage: Eukaryota; Fungi; Glomeromycota; Glomeromycetes; Archaeosporales; Ambisporaceae
Source: the annotation of a GenBank genome assembly